This is a messenger RNA of Sardina pilchardus (European sardine), 578 nucleotides long. Its product is annotated as myosin-7B-like. Lineage: Eukaryota; Metazoa; Chordata; Actinopteri; Clupeiformes; Clupeidae. The record is from RefSeq and is a predicted model, not a curated record. The transcript is spliced from 6 exons. Gene Ontology annotation, molecular function: microfilament motor activity; actin filament binding; ATP binding. Bases 42 to 578 code for a protein of 178 amino acids. Gene Ontology annotation, cellular component: myosin II complex; cytoplasm; myosin filament.
CAGCGCUUGCAUAGGUGUAGCAGGACUGUGGAGGCACCACCAUGUCCCGCUUACUGGACAUGAAGGAGUUUGGAGAGGCAGCGCCCUUUCUGCGCAAGUCGGAUCUCGAGUUACUGGGAGCACAAACGGUGGCAUUCGAUGGUAAGAAGCGUGCCUGGAUUCCGGACGAGAAGGAGGCAUACAUUGAAAUUGAAAUCAAGGAUAUUACCGGUGGCAAAGUUACCGUUGAGACCAAGGAUGGAAGGACCCUUACCGUGAAGGAGGAUGACAUCCAGCAAAUGAAUCCUCCCAAAUUCGAUAUGAUUGAGGAUAUGGCAAUGCUGACCCACCUGAACGAAGCUUCUGUGCUGUUUAACCUGCGGAAGCGCUACAGCAACUGGAUGAUAUAUACGUACUCCGGGCUGUUCUGUGUGACGGUGAACCCCUACAAGUGGCUCCCGGUUUACACGGCCCCUGUGGUGGCUGCCUACAAGGGCAAGCGCCGCUCAGAGGCCCCACCGCAUAUCUACUCCAUUGCCGACAAUGCCUACAAUCACAUGUUGUGCAAUCGUGAGAACCAGUCCAUGCUUAUCACGUAA